Peromyscus eremicus (cactus mouse) is the source of this 1086-nucleotide messenger RNA. RefSeq names its product POU class 3 homeobox 4 (gene Pou3f4). Gene Ontology annotation, molecular function: RNA polymerase II cis-regulatory region sequence-specific DNA binding; DNA-binding transcription factor activity, RNA polymerase II-specific. NCBI's taxonomy places the organism in Eukaryota, Metazoa, Chordata, Mammalia, Rodentia, Cricetidae. The record is from RefSeq and is a predicted model, not a curated record. The transcript has a single exon. Gene Ontology annotation, biological process: regulation of transcription by RNA polymerase II; brain development. Bases 1 to 1086 code for a protein of 361 amino acids. Gene Ontology annotation, cellular component: nucleus.
AUGGCCACAGCUGCCUCGAAUCCCUACAGCAUUCUCAGUUCCAGCUCCCUCGUCCAUGCGGACUCUGCGGGAAUGCAGCAGGGAAGUCCUUUCCGCAAUCCUCAGAAACUUCUCCAAAGUGACUACUUGCAGGGAGUUCCUAGCAAUGGGCAUCCCCUCGGGCAUCACUGGGUGACCAGUCUGAGCGACGGGGGCCCAUGGUCCUCCACAUUGGCCACCAGCCCCCUGGACCAGCCGGACGUGAAGCCAGGACGCGAAGAUCUGCAAUUGGGCGCAAUCAUCCAUCACCGCUCGCCACACGUAGCCCACCACUCGCCCCACACUAACCAUCCGAAUGCCUGGGGAGCAAGCCCAGCUCCAAACUCGUCCAUCACGUCUACCGGCCAACCUCUCAAUGUGUAUUCGCAGCCAGGCUUCACGGUGAGCGGCAUGCUGGAGCAUGGGGGACUCACUCCACCACCAGCCGCUGCCUCCACGCAGAGCCUGCAUCCAGUGCUCCGGGAGCCUCCAGACCACGGUGAGCUGGGCUCGCACCACUGCCAGGACCACUCGGAUGAGGAGACUCCAACCUCUGAUGAGUUGGAACAGUUCGCCAAACAAUUCAAACAAAGAAGAAUCAAGUUGGGUUUCACGCAAGCCGACGUGGGGCUGGCACUGGGCACACUGUAUGGUAACGUGUUCUCGCAGACCACCAUCUGCAGGUUCGAGGCCUUGCAACUGAGCUUCAAGAAUAUGUGCAAGCUGAAACCCCUGCUAAAUAAGUGGCUGGAGGAGGCUGAUUCAUCCACAGGAAGCCCUACCAGCAUUGACAAGAUCGCCGCUCAGGGCCGCAAGCGCAAGAAGCGAACCUCCAUCGAGGUGAGUGUCAAGGGCGUACUGGAAACGCAUUUCCUCAAGUGUCCCAAGCCUGCAGCACAGGAGAUCUCCUCGCUGGCCGACAGCCUCCAGUUGGAGAAAGAAGUGGUGCGUGUCUGGUUCUGUAAUAGAAGACAAAAAGAAAAAAGAAUGACUCCGCCAGGGGAUCAGCAGCCACACGAGGUUUAUUCGCACACAGUGAAAACAGACGCGUCCUGCCACGAUCUCUGA